AUGCUCUUCAGCAAAUCAUUCGUUGCCGCCGCCGCGGCCAUCAGCCCGGCCCUGGCCCAUUCUUCUUCACAGACAACCACAAGUGCCUCGCCACUUCUCGGACUCAACCUUUACUGGGGACAAUAUGGUCAGCCUACCGACCGACUUUCAAGCUAUUGUGAUGCUCCGGGCGUCACCUCCGUCUCUCUGUCCUUCGUCACAUACUCCCCCAAGAACAGCGCUGGAUACCCCGGUACCAACUUUGCCGGCCACUGCGGUGGCGAGGUCUACUACAAGAACCCCAAGACUGGCGAAGACACCAAGUUAAUUAUGAACUGCGAUUACGUCAAGAAGGAUAUCCAGUACUGCCAGGCCAAGGGCAUCAAGGUUCUCCUGGCUAUUGGUGGCUACUGCCCAACUGGAGGCCCCUGCAGCUACGACAUUGACAGUGAGCAGGAUGGCCAUGAAUUCGGUGAUUUGUUGCACAAGACUUUUGGUCCAUAUGAUCAGGGAUGGAACGGCCCUCGUCCUUUUGAUAUCAGCGAGACUGAGCACAUUGCUGUUGACGGUUUCGACUUUGAUCUUGAGUUCAAGUAUGCCGAUCAAAAGCCCUGGAUCAAGAUGGUCGAGAAGCUUCGCAGCUGCGGUAUCUACCAUAUUUCUGCUGCUCCCCAGUGCCCGACGUCAGACACCUGGUUCCAGCUCAAGGAGCUCAUCUACAACGCCCAAUUCGAUUCCCUCUUCAUCCAGUUCUACAACAACCCGGGCUGCCAGAUCACCGAUACUCCCAACUACGACGACUGGGAGACAGUCAUUUCCCAGACCUCCAAGAGCAAGGACGCGAAGCUCUACAUUGGUGUCCUCGCCAGCGUCGAGUCAGGAUGGAACGGUUAUGCUCCUCCUUCCACGAUCAAGGACUUGAUCUGCAAGUACCAGAGCAAGCCGCACUUUGGAGGUGUUUCCAUCUGGGAUGCCACCCGUGGCGCCAUCAACCAGAUCAAUGGACAGUCAUUCCACGAGGCCAUUGCCGAUGCUCUCAAGUAUGGUUGCAAUCCCAUCCCCGCCAAGACCUCCACCAUCAGUAUCUCGACUUCGACUUCGUCCGUGAUCUCUUCCACCAGCACCUCGUCUGUCAUUGUUUCCACCACUUCGGCAAGCUCUAGCUCCAGCUCCACGACCUCGAGCUCCAGCCAGUCCGCCUCGGCAUCCGUUUCUGCCUCAGCCUCUACCUCUGCUUCCACCUCGACUUCCGUCUCUGUCUCUGCUUCGGCCUCUGCUUCCGUGUCGGCCACUGGCUCAGCAUCAGUGUCUGGAUCAGCAUCGGCAUCUGGCUCGGGAUCUGCUUCGGCAUCCGGUUCUGCCUCAGCGUCUGCUUCUGCGUCCGCAUCAUCCUCGGCCUCGGCCUCAGCUUCACUCACCUUCUUUGGCAACUCUUCGGCGUCUGCCACUGGAUCUGCUUCGUCGCGAAUCAUUACGACAUUGAGCUCCAACGCCACUGCCACUGCUAGCGCUUCUGCGACCAAGUCUGCUACUGUCUCG
Messenger RNA from Colletotrichum acutatum, 1518 nucleotides. Its product is annotated as glycoside hydrolase superfamily. The transcript has 2 exons. The annotation marks the transcript as partial. Lineage: Eukaryota; Fungi; Ascomycota; Sordariomycetes; Glomerellales; Glomerellaceae. Gene Ontology annotation, cellular component: extracellular region. Gene Ontology annotation, biological process: carbohydrate metabolic process. Gene Ontology annotation, molecular function: chitinase activity. The record is from RefSeq and is a predicted model, not a curated record.